AUGAGGAGACUUGCUGGAAUCCAGAAUGCCCUUCAUCAAGGGAGAUUCCACCAUGGGAUGCAGUCUUUAGAAAAGGAGCUCCAAAAAUAUUUGUCUCUCAUUUUACAUCAGGAAGAGCUUAUGUGGUUCCAAAGGUCCAGAGCCAAAUGGCUUACAGAUGGAGAUCGCAAUACCAAAUACUUUCACAUCAAAGCUGUGAAGAGAAGAAGGAAGAAUAAAAUUAGCAGAAUUAAAGAUGAGAAUGGAAAUUGGAUUGAAGACAGUAAUCAAAUCAAGAGUUUGUCCACUUAUUAUUUUCAAAAGUUGUUUACUACCAACACUAAUACGUGCGAUUGGUUCCAAACAGAAAUUUCUUAUCCUUAUAUUGACAUAUAUAGCUUAUAUAUUUUGGAUCAAGAGGUGAGUAAUGUAGAUAUUAAGGAGGACUUAUUUGAUAUGUCCCCGCGGAAAGCUCCGGGGCCAGAUGAUAUAAGGUUUUUAGCAAAAUCAUUGUCAAUCGCCUUAAAAUCUGCAUUGACAAAAUCAUCUCGCCUUUCCAAACCGGAUUUAUUCCAGGGAGGAACAUCUAGGAGAAUGUCAUUGUUGCUCAUGAGAUGUUACAUUCCAUGCAUCACCUUUAAUGGUAGAACUGGUGCUUUUGUGAUCAAGGUGGAUCUUGCUAAAGCCUAUGAUAAUUUGAAUUGGAAUUUCGUGGACAAUGUGCUCAGUGAAGUGAACCUGCCAAAAAAAUUGAGAAGGAUCAUUAUGGAAUCUAUAUCUUCUUCUAACAUGAAAGUGUCUUAA
This is a messenger RNA of Vicia villosa (hairy vetch), 783 nucleotides long. RefSeq lists its product as uncharacterized. The transcript is spliced from 2 exons. The coding region runs from base 1 to 783 and encodes 260 amino acids. Lineage: Eukaryota; Viridiplantae; Streptophyta; Magnoliopsida; Fabales; Fabaceae. The record is from RefSeq and is a predicted model, not a curated record.